CACCGUUACUUCGAUUUUACUUGAAACUAACAAAAUUCAAUACAAGUACAACGAAAACACCGAAAGUCGUCCACAUCUGAUAAGUCGAAACUUAGUUUAACAACAGCAAGCGUCAAAACAUUUUAAGUAAAAAUGAAACAUUUUUGUGUAUUGAUAACAUUAGUCCUUGUACAUGUUUUGGCCAUAACAGAAAAUGAAUUGAAACCACAUGUGUACAAAACAAACUGUAUGCUCCAAAAUAUAGAACCAGGUCAUCGGGACGAUUUUGUCAAAACUUAUAUACGUUCAAAUAUUAAGAUAUCGACGUUGGCUUUGAUGUUGACCGCGCCAGCAUACGUAUACAAUAACGUGAUCGAGCAAUAUCCGCAAGAAAUGGUAGCUUACGAGCAAUUCAUACAGAAUAGGAUAAAAAAAUAUGUUACAGCAAAGCUAAAUCUUGAUGUCCCAAUAUUAAAAUUCCAUUACGUUACUUUGUCAUUUAUGGGGGCCACCAGAAGAGGUUUAAUUGAGGCAUCUUUAAGACGUUUACUCGUGGAAGUUGAAAGUGGUCCCGAUUAUCCGAAAUUUGAAGGAAAGCAGACAUGUUGUCUAAUAGCGUUGUUCGUAACUGCAAACGACCCAACAUCUAGAAUAAAUGAUUGCAGUGUCGGUGAAUUCGACGGACACGGUGAUUGUCAUCUCACUGACAUUUUAGGCCAAGUUUCCAUGUAUAGAAAAUUUGCCGAUGGAUUUUGGAAAACAGAGAAGCCUGAGUAUGGUCAAAUUGCCAAACUUACCUAACCUACUAUUACAAUAUAAUUUAUAUAGACAUGAAUAUUUUCAUAAAAGUAUAGUUUAUAUAUCACUUACGAUAAUAUUUACGGUUUUAACUCUUAAAUCAUAAUAAAUAUUAUUUUC
This is a messenger RNA of Adelges cooleyi (spruce gall adelgid), 897 nucleotides long. RefSeq lists its product as uncharacterized. Lineage: Eukaryota; Metazoa; Arthropoda; Insecta; Hemiptera; Adelgidae. The transcript is spliced from 11 exons. Bases 133 to 780 code for a protein of 215 amino acids. The record is from RefSeq and is a predicted model, not a curated record.